ACUUUAAAUUCAGCCAACUGGUCUUCUUCGUGUUAAUUCACUCGUACAGUAAACGUUGGUCGUAACACUUGGGUGAAUAUUUUAAUGUACUUUUUAAUCGUUUGGACCUAAACCAACAUGGCAAACGGGCACGUGGAAAUCCACGACCCCUUCUCCAACCAUAACAGCCCAAAAUCUACCUCAGACACAGACAGCAUGGAGGACACGGUGGAGUACAGGCUCCUUAUGGCCUACGCAUCGAGGAGACGGAUGGAAAAUAAGGUAUCCACACAGGACGUACCGACUUCACUAAGAGGUGGCACAGAUGAAAACGGAUCCUCGCCUCAGAUGCCGGCCGUGACUGAAAAAGAGGGGAAAAAGAGGAAGAAGAAGAGGAAGAAGGGAUGGAAACUCCUGCCAAACCUUUUUAGCUGUAUCAAACCUCAGACCGGUGCUGAAGAACCGCCCCAAGAGACUGUGAAUCAGCAUGAUGUUGACGACCGAUGUGGUGAUAUGGUUUUAAUUUCUGAAGUAGAAGAAGAGGAUGAGCUGAAAGACUUAGCAGGCAAGCUAACAAAUAUCGCUGAUGAAAUCCCAUUCAUUCCUCCAGAUUUAGAGACUGACUCGCCCACAGUUGAUGUGAAUGUGGAGAAAACCAUUGGCCUGCUGCUGAGGGAGAGUGGAGACAGACUGAACGAGAAGGAGCUGAAAGAUGCUGGUAUAGCCACAGAGCUUUUUUGGAACUACAGUUUCUUUAAGAUGCUAAUGACGACCCUUCUCACGAGGAUGGGCCUCCAGUCCCCCAACCCCGACUCUCCGGGCCCGAAAGCAUCUCCCAAAACUCAGAUCUCUGUGACCUGUGAGGUCACCAGUCGUCUAUCGGCGUUGAGCACGCUGCCCAGCAACCGACUGCUUGACCACGGAGCCAGAUAUCUGCAAAAUUAUUAUUCAUCCUGGGUACAGCAGCAGGGUGGAUAUGAGGAAGCCUUUUACAGUGACGAUGAGGACGACAUCUAGUGAACAGUAUGUUCUCUUGAAGGCUUUAACUUUUGCACAAGGAACAAACUAAGACUCAGGACACACAUUUUGUACUUCACUUCAGUUUACAUGCACAUAAAACCCCGACCUGACAAGCAUUAAUAUACCUGCAGCUGCUGCAUGUGCAUUAUCGUGUUAAUCUGGGUUUUCUUUUCAUAAAUAAGUAUAUUGGUCUGGUCUUUCUUCUGUGUCAAUUUCUUGUAAGUCUUAGAAGGAACCAAAGAUGAAACUAUUUUAAUGUCAUUGAUAACUACUGUUUGAUGUGAUAGAAGUGUAAAAUAAUAGUUCUGUUUUCUCAGGGAGAUGUAGGGUACAUGUAGCACUUUUUUUUUGGUUUGGUGGACAAAAAAUAUUUUUCAUAAGACUAAUUAGAUAUUUUUCAGCACUUGCACUUUUUCAAGAAAAUUAAU
This is a messenger RNA of Perca flavescens (yellow perch), 1427 nucleotides long. RefSeq lists its product as uncharacterized. Lineage: Eukaryota; Metazoa; Chordata; Actinopteri; Perciformes; Percidae. The coding region runs from base 118 to 996 and encodes 292 amino acids. The record is from RefSeq and is a predicted model, not a curated record. Gene Ontology annotation, biological process: regulation of extrinsic apoptotic signaling pathway. The transcript has 7 exons.